CGCGAUGUAUAUUUAUACAGGAAGUGGUAUUAACAGAGCAGCCGGUGGUGUAGUCUGUUCUGUGUCGUGACGGCAGGUGCUGUGUGUGUGUAGCUGGUGCCGCAGUGAUGGAGCAGUGUGCCUGUGUGGAGCGGGAGCUGGAAAAGGUCCUCCACAGGUUUGUGAUGUACGGACACCUCUCGGAGGAAAGCCUGGACGAGCUGCUCCGAUACGUGUCCGAGCUCCGAGGGCAGCUGGUCAACUCAGGUCUGAAAGAUUCGGACUUGGACGGUCAGUUCUCCCAGGCGAUGGGCCGCUGCUGUAAGAAUAUUAAGGAUACAGUGCAGAGAUUGGCUUCCAGCCACAAAGAUAUCCAUGGCAGCGUUUCUAAAGUGGGGAAAGCCAUUGACCGGAAUUUCGACGCAGAGGUGAGUGCGGUGGUGGCAGAAAACAUGUGGGAGUCCCGCGAGAGGCAGAAGUGCCUAAGUGAAUCCAUCGUGGAGCACUUGUACCGACAGGGCAUGCUGAGUGUGGCUGAGGACCUGUGCCAGGAGUCUGGGGUAGUCAUUGAUAGGAGUAUGAAGCAGCCCUUUCUGGAACUGAACCGAAUUUUAGAGGCUUUGAGAAUGCAGGACCUCAGACCAGCCCUAGAAUGGGCGAUUGCAAACAGGCAGCGUCUCUUGGACCUGAACAGCACCCUGGAGUUCAAGCUGCACCGGCUCUACUUCAUCAGCCUGCUGAACGGGGGGAUCGAGAACCAGGUGGAGGCUCUGCGAUACGCACGCCACUUCCAGCCCUUCGCUGCACACCACCAGAGAGAUAUCCAGAUUCUGAUGGGCAGCCUGGUGUACCUGCGUCACGGCAUUGAGAACUCGCCCUACCACAACCUGCUGGAGACCCAGCAGUGGACAGAGAUCUGCAACAUCUUCACCAGAGACGCCUGUGCGCUUCUGGGACUAUCUGUAGAGUCGCCUCUUAGCGUCAGUUUUGCUUCAGGUUGCAUGGCGCUGCCUGUCCUGAUGAACAUCAAGCAGGUGAUUGAGCAGAGACAAUGCACCGGAGUCUGGACACACAAAGAUGAGCUUCCGAUCGAGGUCGACCUUGGUAAGAAGUGCUGGUAUCACUCUGUGUUCGCGUGCCCCAUUCUCCGCCAGCAGACCUCCGAGACCAACCCCCCCAUGAAACUGCUGUGCGGACACGUCAUCUCCCGCGAUGCCCUCAACAAACUCAUGAGCGCCGGAAAGUUGAAAUGCCCAUACUGCCCAAUGGAGCAGAACCCUUCGGACGCUAAGCGAAUCAUCUUUUGAAGACACAGGGUGGCGAAGUAAGAGAGGAUUCAGGUUGUAAUUUACUGGAGAUUCAGGGCCCACCUUUGCCGGCACAAGUGUUGCCUUUUGCAGCGGUCAGAGGCCGUGCCUUGAGAGUGACCUGCACCUUCCUGUCUCCUAGAUCGAAUUAGUUUUAAGAGUUAGUGUUGUAUGCUAGGGUUGAACCAAUAGACAGAGUUUGAUGUAAUGCAUUAAUCAAUAUAUUAAUCGGUGUAAAAACAUUGAAAGAAGUAUAAGCGUUCAAGCUGUACUUUCUGUAUUUCAGGGAAAAUAAAAACGAAAUCGCCGUUGCUUUGUCAGGUACCCUUGUAUGUAAAACCUAGCUGUUCUAACAUAAACCACUCGCUUCUUAAACUGGUCUGAAUGUUCCAUCUCCCCCAUUGUUUUAUUGAGAUUGGCAUAAAGAAAUUUGGAGAGGCACGUGUGCCUAAUAAUUCUGGUGGUCACUGCACAUAGAAGGGUGUCCAUCACUGAACCACAUAGAAGGGGCGGCUCAUUUUAGACAGACUGCAAGUCAUUAAGCUGUCAAAUAGUGCAGUUCUGUGUUGGCACCAGAUCUGUGUAUUCUAUUAACGGCACAGUUGUUUGCCAUGUUUCGACAGAUCAUUCAAAAGUCUCACAAACAAGAAGGCAUCAAACACCCGAAAACCGCUGUGUGUUUCACCGUUUGAUUUUGUUCUUGGGAUAACUUGUAGUGUUCAUGUAUUUUCCAGCAAGUUAGGUAUUGGUAUGAAAUAAAACUAAAGUUUUAAAGGUUUGAUUCUAUCAUUAUUAUACAAGCAAAUAUUUAAAGUUUAAAAAUAAAAAAAAAAUAAAAAGUUAGAUGUCCAGUAAUUUUAAUUGCAGUCUCCAGUUUGUUAUAGAUUAUAGUUGUAAAAAAAUAAUUUAAAAAAAAAUUAUCAAAUUCACAUUCAGUAGAGGACAAGGAGCCAGUCAAUCUUCAUAUGAAUGUUGUUUUUCACUUGCAGUCCAUUCUGUUGUUCUUUGACUGGCACAGUGAGAAGUUAUGCCACAUGGUUAUGCUGUAUUACCUCCAUUGUUAUUUGCAUGGACAUGCCGUGGUAUUUACACGUGUAUUUCAGCACUGUGGUGUACAAUCUUCCACGCAGUGGCAGCGGCUCAUGCUAUUCCUGGGGGUGAAUUGCAAAACAAAUCGUUGAUGCUCCAUGCACUUUACAAUAGAAGGGUCACUGUUCUUUAUGAAUUAGACUUCUGGGACUAUAUUCUCUGUAUGUUUUGAUCUUGGCAAAAUAGUUUUUUUUUUUUCUGUAAAUCAUCUGCAUUUUAAUAUUAUUACCCCAAUAAACAUCUACAUAUGUGCUUUAUAAACGCAUACAAUGGAAAAAAAUUGAACAAUUCUUUCAUGCUUGACAGGCAGUCAAUCUCUUCUUGCCUCACAAGCUGUUAUGACAAUAGCUGUUGUAUGCUGGUGCAAUGGGGUUGCUCAGCAUCAUGUAGGUUUGCAUGUGUCUGUCACUAUUGCAUUCUUAAUAUCCAGACUUAUUGGCAUAGUAAACAAUCUCUGACUCCAUCUUCUACAGUGCCACCCACAGGUUUUCAAGGACCAGUGUGCAGUUUGUGGACAGAGAGGACUCCGGUGGUAGAUUGGUUAAGGAUGCUCAUAUUUAAUGUGUGAUUUCUAUGUAUAAUAAUGGUAGUAUGUAAGCUGCUGUUUUUCACUUGCCACCACUGUUUACAUGCAUGUUUCAGACAUGACCACAGUCAUGAUGUGCAUUGUUCUUUGUGGGCUGUAGAAAGAUAUCCCUGCUGUUCCAAGUGUAAGCACAUAUUCCAGCUUAAUAAGAGGCAACUAGAAAAGCAUGGGUCUCACAACCGCAUUGGAGUGGGUGUGUGUUUCCCUUGUUUGUCUAGUCUUUGGUUUUGCUGCUUGCUAUAUUUAAGUGUUGCAAAAUAUAAGCAGCCUAAUGUAACCAAAGCCUUUUGUGUGUGUUUCUGCUAUCUCUGUAGUCGCUGUAAAGCAAGACGCUCCAUGCAGUCAACACUUGCCUUUGUGCUGUCACUUCGUGCCACCUGGGCUGAAAAGACAGAAACCUGUUAAGGUUCGGAGCUUUGCAAAGACAGUCUACGGGCAUUUUAUUCCUGAGCAUUAAUAUGUAGCAACUGUGCAUUAUAGGACAAAAAUUAGCUUUUUUUCUGGUUAUGUUUGUUAGUGCAAUUUUUAUUGUAAAUAGUUAUCCUUUAAUAGUGUGUUUCAUAUUAUACAUGCAUCUAAAAUACAAAUAAAACACAAAUCUUUCUACUCUA
Molecule: messenger RNA, 3572 nt
Organism: Polyodon spathula (Mississippi paddlefish)
Lineage: Eukaryota; Metazoa; Chordata; Actinopteri; Acipenseriformes; Polyodontidae
Product: E3 ubiquitin-protein transferase RMND5B-like
Exons: 10
Coding region: 108-1286 (392 amino acids)
Biological process (GO): proteasome-mediated ubiquitin-dependent protein catabolic process
Cellular component (GO): cytoplasm; GID complex; nucleus
Molecular function (GO): ubiquitin protein ligase activity; protein binding
Source: RefSeq, a predicted model, not a curated record